AAAUAUUCUCUUCCUCUUGCCUUUCUUGUUCAAACCCAAUUUGGUUUUAAUUUUCCUUCUGUGAUUCCCUUAGCAUAUGUCUCAGAGGCUCAGCGUUCCCCACUCUUCUUCCAUCGCCUUCGGCCUCCAUUCUCAUCUCCUGGUCUCCAGUGAGAUGACCCCCAGCUCCAACUGGUCUUGAAAUUCAUUUACUCUCGUACAAAUUACCAAACUCUCUGAUCAUUUGUUUUGUGAAGAAAAGAAUCAAACAUGGGUGUGAAAGGUUUCGUUGAGGGUGGCAUAGCUUCCAUCGUUGCCGGAUGUUCGACUCACCCCAUGGACCUUAUCAAGGUCCGAAUGCAGCUCCAGGGUGAGACCCAGGUGCCGAAGGCUGACCAAGCCCUUCGUCCAGCGCUGGCCUCAGCCGCUCGGGGAGGUGUUUCAUCCUCCAUUCAUGUUCCUGUUCCUCCCCCGCCGACGCGCGUGGGACCAGUCGCUGUCGGAGUCAAGAUUCUUCAGCAGGAGGGUGUUGCAGCCAUGUUCUCUGGUGUUUCGGCCACCAUGCUCCGGCAGUGCUUGUAUUCAACUACCCGGAUGGGGCUGUAUGACAUUUUGAAGAAGAAAUGGACCGACCCGGAAACCGGGAACAUGCCGCUGCAGAGGAAGAUCGGCGCCGGGCUCAUUGCCGGAGCGAUCGGUGCCAUGGUGGGGAAUCCGGCCGACGUGGCCAUGGUCCGUAUGCAGGCUGAUGGCCGGCUCCCGGCGGCUGAGCGCCGGAACUACAAAAGUGUGGUGGACGCUAUAACCCGCAUGGCGAAGCAAGAAGGCGUCGCGAGCUUGUGGCGCGGUUCGUCCAUGACUGUGAACCGCGCCAUGCUUGUGACGGCUUCGCAGCUGGCUUCAUAUGACCAGAUCAAAGAGACGAUCCUCGAAAAAGAGCUGAUGCGAGACGGGCUCGGGACUCACAUAACUUCUAGUUUCGCGGCGGGAUUCGUGGCGGCUGUCGCCUCGAACCCGGUGGAUGUGAUCAAGACAAGGGUGAUGAACAUGAAGGUGGAGCCUGGAGCGGCGCCGCCGUACAAGGGGGCGCUGGACUGCGCGGUCCAAACGGUGCGUUCGGAAGGGCCGUUGGCCCUUUACAAGGGGUUUAUACCUACAAUUUCGAGGCAGGGGCCUUUCACCAUCGUGCUGUUUGUGACAUUGGAGCAGGUAAGGAAGUUGCUCAAAGAUUUCUGAAGAAAGAUCUCAUGAUGAUGACGAACAUGGAGUGAUUUUUAGAAUAUUACAAUAAAAGUGGAUAUUUUUUAAUUAAUUUCUUAUAUCGUAUAUGUCCCUGGAGAUUGGGAGAAAUCGUUUAGUUGAUUAUGAAGCAGUAUAAUUGCUCUAUACUAAGUCUAGAAUUCUUUUUCUUUUUAAUUUAUUGAGAAACAUUUUUUUUAAAUAUC
Messenger RNA from Argentina anserina (silverweed cinquefoil), 1424 nucleotides. RefSeq names its product mitochondrial uncoupling protein 5-like. Gene Ontology annotation, molecular function: sulfate transmembrane transporter activity; thiosulfate transmembrane transporter activity; succinate transmembrane transporter activity. The transcript has a single exon. The coding region runs from base 250 to 1215 and encodes 321 amino acids. Gene Ontology annotation, biological process: succinate transmembrane transport; thiosulfate transport; malate transmembrane transport. Lineage: Eukaryota; Viridiplantae; Streptophyta; Magnoliopsida; Rosales; Rosaceae. The record is from RefSeq and is a predicted model, not a curated record.